Penicillium cinerascens is the source of this 1384-nucleotide messenger RNA. RefSeq names its product L-fuconate dehydratase. The transcript is spliced from 4 exons. The record is from RefSeq and is a predicted model, not a curated record. Gene Ontology annotation, biological process: amino acid catabolic process; carbohydrate catabolic process. Lineage: Eukaryota; Fungi; Ascomycota; Eurotiomycetes; Eurotiales; Aspergillaceae. Bases 26 to 1384 code for a protein of 452 amino acids. Gene Ontology annotation, molecular function: L-fuconate dehydratase activity; magnesium ion binding.
GCAUCGCAUCGCAUUACCAUUCACCAUGGUCAAAAUCACUGGCUUCACCACGCGGGACGUGAGGUUUCCGACCUCGCUCGACAAGACCGGCUCUGAUGCCAUGAACGCGGCGGGCGACUACUCCUCCGCCUACUGCAUUAUCUACACAGACUCCGACCACACCGGACACGGCAUGACAUUCACCAUCGGCCGCGGCAAUGAAAUCGUCUGCGCUGCUAUCUCCCUCGUGGCUCCUCUCAUCGUCGGCAAGGAGCUCGACGAGCUGACCGCAGACUGGGGCAAGACCUGGCGCUACCUCGUCUCUGACAGCCAGUUGCGCUGGAUCGGUCCUGAGAAGGGUGUUAUCCACCUCGCUCUGGGUGCUGUCGUCAAUGCUCUGUGGGACCUCUGGGCGAAGUCUCUGGGUAAGCCUGUGUGGCGUAUCGUUGCCGAUAUGAGCCCGGAGGAGUUCGUUCGCUGCGUUGACUUCCGCUAUAUCACCGACGCUAUUACCCCCGAAGAGGCGAUUAAGUUGCUUAAGGAGGUUGAGGGUGGUAAGCAGCAGCGAAUUAAGGAGGCGGAAGCUAGCCAGGCUGUGCCGGCGUACACUACUAGUGCGGGUUGGUUGGGGUAUGGUGAGGAUAAGUUGAAGCGGCUGUUGAAGGAGAGUGUGGAGCAGGGAUAUAGGCAUUUCAAGUUGAAGGUUGGUGGAAACCUCGAGGAUGAUAAGACUCGGUUGAGGAUCGCGCGUGAGGCUAUUGGCUAUGACCGGGGUAAUAUCCUCAUGGUGGAUGCGAACCAGGUUUGGUCGGUCCCCGAGGCUAUUACCUGGAUGAAUGAGCUGGCCCAGUUCAAACCCUGGUUCAUCGAGGAGCCCACCUCCCCCGACGACAUCCUCGGCCACGCCGCCAUCAAGAAGGCCCUCGAAAACACACCCUAUGGCACGGUGGGUGUCGCCACCGGCGAGAUGUGCCAGAACCGCGUUAUCUUUAAGCAGCUUCUGCAAGCCGGUGCUCUGACCGUGCUGCAGGCCGAUGCAUGCCGUGUCGGUGGUGUGAAUGAGGUUCUGGCUAUUCUGCUGCUGGCGCGCAAGUUUGGUGUCCCGAUCGUUCCUCACUCUGGCGGUGUUGGUCUGCCCGAGUACACGCAGCAUCUCAGCACAAUUGAUUACGUUGUUGUCAGCGGGAAGAAGAGUGUUCUGGAGUAUGUGGACCACCUGCAUGAGCACUUUGUUCACCCGUCUAGUGUCAAGGAUGGAUACUAUGUUACCCCCAUGGAGCCCGGCUACAGCGUUGAGAUGAAGGCGGAGAGUAUGGAUGCCUUUGCGUUCCCUGGUGAGAAGGGUAAGAGUUGGUGGCAGUCUGAGGAGGCUAAGACCAUUAUCGACGGACCUCGAGUGGUUUAA